Molecule: messenger RNA, 645 nt
Organism: Chrysochloris asiatica (Cape golden mole)
Lineage: Eukaryota; Metazoa; Chordata; Mammalia; Afrosoricida; Chrysochloridae
Product: 60S ribosomal protein L10-like
Exons: 1
Coding region: 1-645 (214 amino acids)
Biological process (GO): ribosomal large subunit assembly; translation
Cellular component (GO): cytosolic large ribosomal subunit; ribosome
Molecular function (GO): structural constituent of ribosome
Source: RefSeq, a predicted model, not a curated record
AUGGGCCACCGACCCGCUCGAUGUUACCAGUACUGUAAGAACAAACCUUAUCCGAGGUCUCACUUCUGCAGAGGUGUCCCUGAUGCCAAGAUCCGCAUCUUUCAUCUAGGUUGGAAGAAGGCAAAAGUGGAUGAAUUCCCACUUUGUGGACACAUGGUGUCUGAUGAGUAUGAGCAGCUCUCCUCAGAAGCCCUAAAAGCCGCCCGUAUCUGUGCCAACAAAUACAUGGUGAAAAGCUGUGGUAAAGAUGGCUUUCAUAUCCGAGUGCGGCUGCAUCCUUUCCACGUAAUUCGCAUCAACAAGAUGUUGUCCUGUGCUGGAGCUGACAGACUGCACACCGGAAUGCCAGGAGACUUCGGGAAGCCUCAGGGUACUGUCGCGAGAGUCCACAUCGGCCAAGUGAUCAUGUCGAUCCGUACCAAGCUUCAGAACAAGGAGCAUGUGAUUGAGGCCCUCCGUAGAGCCAAGUUCAAGUUCCCUGGACGCCAGAAUAUCCAUAUCGCCAAGAAAUGGGGCUUUACCAAAUUUAAUGCUGCUGAAUUUGAAGGCCUCUUGGCGAAGAAGCACCUCAUCUCCGAUGGUUGUGGCGUCAAAUACAUCUCCAGUCGUGGUCCCCUGGGCAAACAGCAGGCCUUACAUUCCUGA